Messenger RNA from Gastrolobium bilobum, 1433 nucleotides. Its product is annotated as amino acid permease 6-like. The record is from RefSeq and is a predicted model, not a curated record. Lineage: Eukaryota; Viridiplantae; Streptophyta; Magnoliopsida; Fabales; Fabaceae. Gene Ontology annotation, cellular component: plasma membrane. The coding region runs from base 1 to 1431 and encodes 476 amino acids. The transcript is spliced from 7 exons.
AUGGCAUUGCAGAGAAACUUCUCCAUAGAUGCACAAGGAAAUGAGGGGUAUAGCUCUAAAUAUGAUGAUGACGGUCACAUAAAAAGGACAGGAACAUGGGUAACUGCAAGUGCACACAUAGUGACGGCAGUGAUUGGCUCUGGGGUGCUAUCAUUGGCAUGGAGCAUUGCUCAGUUGGGAUGGAUUGCAGGGCCUAUUAUUUUGAUCAUCUUCUCCCUCGUCACUCUCUUUACUUCUUUUCUGCUCAGUGAUUGUUAUAGGUACCCUGACACUGUUCAUGGAACCAGAAACCCCAGCUAUAUGCAGAUGGUGAAAAAUAUUCUAGGGGGAACUCAAUACCGGUUUUGUGGAUUGGCUCAGUACGGAAAUCUUGUAGGAAUAACCGUUGGAUACACUAUCACUGCAUCCAUUAGCAUGGUGGCCAUCAAAAGAUCCAAUUGCUUUCAUAAGCAUGGCCACCAAGUGAGGUGUCAUACAUCAAAUUACCCAUUUAUGAUCAUCUUUGCGAUCAUAGAGAUUCUAUUCAGCCAAAUCCCAGAUUUCCAUGAACUUUCAGGGCUCUCUCUUAUUGCUGCCGCCAUGUCUUUUGGUUAUGCUUCCAUAGGCGUUGGUCUCUCCAUAGCCAAAAUAGCAGGGGGAAACCAUGUCAAGACAAGCCUCACAGGGCUUACCGUUGGAGUGGAUGUGACAAGCAAGGAGAAGCUAUGGAAUACCUUCCAAGCAAUUGGAAACAUUGCUUUUGCAUAUGCCUUCAGUGUAGUAAUUGUUGAGAUACAGGACACAUUAAAAUCAACCCCACCAGAAAAUCAAGCCAUGAAGAAAGCAACCAUCACUGGAGUCACAAUCACCACUCUGUUUUACAUGUUAUGUGGCGUUCUAGGCUAUGCAGCAUUUGGGAACAAGGCACCAGGAAACUUCUUAACAGGAUUUGGUUUUUAUGAACCAUAUUGGCUUGUUGACAUUGGUAAUAUUUUCGUUGUUAUUCAUCUGGUGGGCGCCUACCAGGUAUUUGCACAACCAAUUUAUCUACUAGUGGAAAAUUGGUGUAGGAAGCGUUGGCCAGAAAGCAACUUCAUGGCAAAAGAAUAUCAUAUCAACAUUCCAUCGGUUGGUACUUAUAGAAUGAAUAUGUUCCGGGUCAUAUGGAGGACACUAUAUGUGAUAUUCACCACUGUGAUUGCUAUGAUAUUGCCCUUCUUCAACAGCAUUGUGGGUUUGCUUGGAGCUUGUUCGUUCUGGCCCUUGACUGUGCACUUUCCAAUAGAGAUGUAUCUGGCACGAGCUAAAGUACCAAAGUAUUCUCUUAACUGGAUAGGGAUGAAGUUGAUAAGUGUGUUUUGCUUGAUUGUGACUCUUGUUGCUGCAGCUGGAUCAAUCGAAGGAAUUAUCUCAGACCUUAAAACCUAUAAGCCCUUCAAGUCUACUAAUUAGCG